CAAUACUGCCAGCCCAAGAUGCUUAGACGAUACCGGUAAUCAUUACUGUCUUACAGAUGUGAUGCAACUACCAGUAGCCUCGAGCUGCCUUUGUUCACGAGGCCUGGUCAUGGUUAUUGCGCCGUAUAGCCACAUGUAACGCGAUGGUGGAAAGCAUUAGAUUGAUUACGAGGUGAAUUCAGACGAUUACGUUUCCACAGCAGCCUGCUUCACUGCGUAGUAACAUAGCUUCUUAGUUAGCAUAUAAUGGACGGAACAGAGCAGCAAGACGGAUUGGGCGAUCAACGCCCAGCCGAUGGAAAACUCGAUGGCGCCCCCAAGCGCGCUAAAGUGGGCGCCCUUCAGCAUCUGGACGCUUGGAAAGCCGCAGGGAUCCCGCGGCCUAAAAAGAGGCUAUUUAUAGGCCGAUGUACAAUACCUCAAGAUAUCUCUGUAUGCCUUGAAAGGCUCUCCGCGCACCACCUGAUCACGCUGCAGGAGCUGAUGAUCUGGGCGCUGCUGCGGAGGGACUUCUGUACGGCAGCCACCGUGUGCAACCUGCUGUGGAAGACCAUGAACACCUACCGCCUGCGUGACACGAAAACGUGGUUGCAGCCCGACCGCUUCCCCGAGGGCUACCACAUGCAGAUGAUGUACCGGCUGAUGUCGCGCAUGAUGCAGGUGGCGGCGGAGCUGCUGCAGCGGGCGGGAGCGGGGCGGUCCAACACGAUGUUCCGGUCGCUGCAGUACCUGGCGCUGCAGCAGCCCCUCAAGCGGCUGGCGGACCGGGCGAGCAGGGAGGUGGCGCUGCAGCUGAUGGAGGCGGGCAACAUGACCGCCGCCCGUGCGAUGCUCGAGUCCAAGGUCUCCAAGCAGAAGUGGCACCUGGACCUCACCACACCGGCGGCGCUACUGGGGCUGCUCAGCUACCGGGAAUGGAUGCAGACCUACAUCCGCAGCCUGGCUGACCGGGCUCGCGGCCGCUCCGGCCCCCCCGGCAGCACCCGCACCGGCACCCGCAGCAGCCUACUGAUGCAACCCGACUACGGAGGCGGGCUCAAGCGCGGCCGCUCGGAGCUGCUGCCGGGGAGGGGCAGCGGAGGCGGAGGAGGAG
This is a messenger RNA of Astrephomene gubernaculifera, 1093 nucleotides long. The record is from the annotation of a GenBank genome assembly. NCBI's taxonomy places the organism in Eukaryota, Viridiplantae, Chlorophyta, Chlorophyceae, Chlamydomonadales, Astrephomenaceae.